UUGCACAGUACUGUAUAUAUUAAAAUGUAAUAUUUUGCACACAUCCUCUGGUUUUCACCUGCAGUUCAAUCUGGAACAUCUGCACAGUAAACAUUCAAAUGUAAGUAAGGGGUUAAAUAGUUCAACAGCAGCUCUAGUUCACUUCCUUCAGGUAAUGAUUUGCAAGGCUGUGUGAGGCAAAUUGUAAUGGUUUGCUGAGUCAGUGUACUACUGAAGUACAAAGAAGAAAUCAUGACCCAUAGGCUGUUUGAAGACAAGCACCAUUCCUCCAUUUACCAACUCUACCGCUUUGUCCCUCCUGAUGAGGUCAAGAACUUGAUCCUUCAAUAUUUGGAUGAGAAGAAAGGACCACCCCAUCUUCUUGCAGUUGACCUGGGCUGUGGAACAGGACAGAACACUCGUCUUCUGGCACCUUACUUUUUGGAUGUGGUGGGCAUUGAUGUCAGUGAAAGCCAAAUUGAGGAAGCAAGGGCAGUGCGUGGCUGCCCUAAUGUCACCUAUAGAACUGGAAUCGCAGAGGAGCUGCCCUUCCCCGAUGGCUCAGUGGACCUGCUGACUGCUGCCUCAGCUGCUCACUGGUUUAAUCCAGAGAAGUUUCUGAGAGAAGCAAACCGGAUCCUGAAGCCCCGUGGUUGCAUUGCCCUAUUGGGGUAUGUUGACAUCUUGGAACUGAAUUAUGGCUGCUGUGGAGACAGAAUCACCAGCAUCUACCAGGAGGUUCUUAAUUUCCUGUUGCCUUACAUGAGCAUGAAGGUGACAGUUGCCAACAGCAAACUCCAAGACCUUUUUGAGGCAAUCCCUUUCCCAGAUAAAAAGAGAGUGGACACUAUCCCAGUGAAGAUGCACAUCUCGGUCAGUGAGGUAGCUGGCCUCAUUGAGACCUUCUCCUUCUACCAGGAGUAUCGAAGAGCCCAGCCAGAAGCGGGUGCAGCACUGCUCCAAAAUACACAGACAAGAUUUCUGGAAGCGAUGGGUGUCUCUUCCCCUGACACAAGGAUAGAAAUCAAAUUGAACUACUUCUGUAUACUGGCAUGCAAGCCUUUGUAA
Messenger RNA from Scleropages formosus (Asian bonytongue), 1047 nucleotides. RefSeq names its product putative methyltransferase DDB_G0268948. NCBI's taxonomy places the organism in Eukaryota, Metazoa, Chordata, Actinopteri, Osteoglossiformes, Osteoglossidae. The coding region runs from base 232 to 1047 and encodes 271 amino acids. The transcript has 6 exons. Gene Ontology annotation, molecular function: S-adenosylmethionine-dependent methyltransferase activity. The record is from RefSeq and is a predicted model, not a curated record.